Molecule: messenger RNA, 501 nt
Organism: Cetraspora pellucida
Lineage: Eukaryota; Fungi; Glomeromycota; Glomeromycetes; Diversisporales; Gigasporaceae
Source: the annotation of a GenBank genome assembly
AUGCCUCGCAAAACAAGCCGUUCAAGCCGUUCAGCUCCAGUUAGGGCACCAAGUCAAAAGCGUCAAGCUUCCACGUUACCUGUUCGUUCAACACCAACACCGACUUCUCAAACAAAAUCUCAGUCUAGCAAUGUUCCAGCAGUUCCUCCAAACUCACAAGCAGUUCCUGCUGUAAAACAACCUAGUUUGUUAGGACAGGUGGCUUCAACUGCAGCUGGUGUUGCUAUCGGGCAUAAUAUUGGUCAUGGAAUCUCUUCUCUUUUCUCAGGUGGUAGUUCGGCUGAACCACCAGCACAGGAUACUCAAUCACAAUAUUCACCCCAAACUCAAUACGAACAACGAUCUUUUCAAGUUGAUGACCAGUCCACUGGUGAUAGAACGUGUGAACGAGAUGCAAAGGCUUUAUCUAAAUGUUUAGAACAAAAUAAUUAUAAUACCAAUUUAUGCCAAUGGUACCUAGAAAAUCUUAAGGCCUGUCAACAAAUGGCAUCACAAUUUUAG